UUAACUUGCAGAUCUAAAGGUUAGCUAACCACUCUUCAGAAAAGUUUCAAAAUGAAGUGCUUAGUGUUAUUGGCAUUCGUAGCCGUCGCCUUUGCCGGCUCCAUACAACUGCCAGAGUACGGGAUUUCGCCAAUCGAUAAUGAUAGUGAAAUUGAAGUCAUCUACGAGAACGAAGCUGGAAACGUAGAAAUUGCUCCUCGCUUUAUUGUAUCGUGGCAGGCACGCCGCGCCAUUCGUAAACUGCAGAAGCAAAUGCCUUGCGGUUUCCCAAGUUACGGAAUUCCUCCGCUAGCGCCUUUGAAAAAGAGAGAAGCUUCCGUUCAUUUGAAAUAUGACUUGUUGGAAACCACUGAUCUGUUUACCCGUUUGCGCGUAGAUGGCUUGGAUGAUUUCAAAAUCAAUAAGUUCAAGCUGAACAUGAUUAUCUCGAAAAUUACUUUCGAUUUCACCUUCCCAAGCAUAACUGUAUCCGCUGCUGCAUUUGAAACCGACACUAUUAUUGAUGCAUUGCAGAAACUUGGAAUCUCCGUGCAAUACGAAGGUGAUGGUUCAUUGGGUUUCGGCUUGAAAAAUUUGCGUAUUGCUGGUACACUAAGAUACAAAAUACCCAUCUUGUGGGGAUCCAUCAAAAUCCUCUCAUUGAAAACCACUGUUUCAUUGGAUAGUUGCGAGUCUGACAUCACCGGUAUCUUAGGCGAUGGCAAACUAAAUGAUCUGAUUAAUCGUAAACUGGAAAGUGUGGUCGUAUCGAGCAUAAACGACAAUCAGGCAUCGAUUUCCGAUACUAUUGAGAGCAACGUAGUAACACGUGUGAACAAGUUGCUUAAGGGCAAAGACUUCUGGACUAUAUUGGAUUUGAUUAUAAAUAAAGAUGAGAGUGAAGAUGACCCAAUUACCACAACAUGUGACCCGCCAGAGGAUCCUUGGGCUUAAAGGAAACUACAUAUUUGUUUAAAAUUUGAAGGAUAUUAAUUUUGUAUAAAUAUUGUCUUAAUAAAAGUUAAUACAAUGACAA
This is a messenger RNA of Anastrepha ludens (Mexican fruit fly), 1015 nucleotides long. RefSeq lists its product as uncharacterized. The record is from RefSeq and is a predicted model, not a curated record. Bases 52 to 933 code for a protein of 293 amino acids. The transcript has 3 exons. Lineage: Eukaryota; Metazoa; Arthropoda; Insecta; Diptera; Tephritidae.